AUGAUCGGGGACGUGGAGUGGCCCAAGAAGGAGCGCGAGGUGCGCAACUUCUGCAUGGACUCCACCAUCUGGGACGGCGUGGCCUUCCGCGACGGCGACAUCGUGAUUGGCUCCUAUUCCAAGGCCGGCACCACGUGGACGCAGCAGCUCGCGGGCCAGCUGCUCACGGAAGGGGACCCCGAAUUCGACAGCAGCAAGGCCACCAUGUGGGUGGAACUCGUGUUCCCGCCCAGGGAGGAAAAGCUGCGGGUGCUGGAGGAGCAGUCGAGCCGGCGGUGCAUGAAGACGCACCUGCCUGUGGACGCCCUCUCGCUGUCGCCCAAGGCCAAGUACAUCUACCUGGUUAGGGACGGGCGGGACGUGGUCUGGAGCUUUUACAACCACCACGUGGCGCUCAAGCCCGAGUCGUACGAGAUGUUCAACGGGCCCACCAACCCCGGCCCCCCCUUCGAGCCGCCCGUGGACGACGUUCGAAAGUACUGGCGCGACUGGAUGGAUCGCGACGGCCACCCGCUGUGGCCAUUUUGGGAGCAUGUCAGGGGAUGGUGGAGUGUGCGGCACUUGCCCAACGUCAAGCUGCUGCACUUCAACGACCUGAAGAAGGACUUCGACAAGGAGGCGCGCGGCCUCGCGGACUUCCUGGGGAUCCCGAUCAAGGAGGACAGGUGGGCGGACAUCGUGGACCACUGCUCGCUGGAGUGGAUGCGGAAGACGGAGAAGGGCGGGGGGUUCAUGGAGGACGGCGCGUUCUUCAGGCAGGGGGGUGUGAACGGGCGGUGGAGGGACGCGCUGACGGGCGCGGAGUGCGAGGAGUACGAGAGGCGGGCCGUGGAGGAGCUGGGGGAGCAGUGUGCGCACUGGCUGGCAACUGGGGAGAGACUGGACUGA
Messenger RNA from Ostreobium quekettii, 888 nucleotides. The record is from the annotation of a GenBank genome assembly. Lineage: Eukaryota; Viridiplantae; Chlorophyta; Ulvophyceae; Bryopsidales; Ostreobiaceae.